This is a messenger RNA of Serpula lacrymans var. lacrymans S7.9, 1875 nucleotides long. RefSeq lists its product as uncharacterized. Lineage: Eukaryota; Fungi; Basidiomycota; Agaricomycetes; Boletales; Serpulaceae. The transcript is spliced from 12 exons. The record is from RefSeq and is a predicted model, not a curated record. Bases 214 to 1671 code for a protein of 485 amino acids.
GUAAACAGUGAAAAGUCAGGGAAGAAAAUGGUAAAAACAAGGCCCAAAACGACGUUUGAGGUAGCCGGGUAAUUAAAUCCAUCUUGAUGCCCAGACCUAAUAGCAUAGCACCAGCUGACUAGCAACCAAUCACUUGAUGUGUGUAAACCUCGACAACUGCCAUUUUUCAAUUAUAUCGACGGGCCCCGUUAGACAGUGCUUACAGCUUUUAACAUGUCCGACGUCGCGAGGGAGAAGGAGUUUGGCAGUGACUAUGAGUCCGCAUCUCAGCGCGGUGAAAUAUUCGAACAGCCCACUGGCUUCAAAGGACUAUAUCAUCAUCCUGUCACUCAAGUUGCUAUGCUUGGUUUUGUCUGCUUUAUGUGUCCUGGGUUAUUCAAUGCACUCAAUGGGCUCGGUGGUGGAGGUCAAGUCGAUCCGACCAACAGCGCCAACGCUAAUGCAGCGCUAUAUUCUACUUUUGCGUUCUUUGCAUUCUUUGCUGGCUCUAUCAACAACAAACUUGGUCCUCGAGUCACUCUUCUUCUUGGCAGUACGGGCUAUGCUCUGUACAUAGGAUCUUAUCUCGCCGUCAAUAUACAUGCUCACGCUGGAGUUUUUGUAGUAGUCGCUGGCGCCGUCCUAGGUAUCUGUGCGGGUUUAUUGUGGACAGCUCAAGGAUCGCUCAUGCUAGCGUAUCCUACCGAGAACCAGAAAGGAAAGUUCAUCGGUAUAUUCUGGUCUAUCUUCAAUCUAGGAGGUGUUGUCGGUGCUGCCGUUUCUUUUGGCCAAAACUUCGAUUCAACCGGUAAUGGUGUUGGAAAUGGCACCUAUAUCGGAUUCCUCGUCCUAACUAUGAUAGGCGUACUCAUUCCUUUACUGAUGGUGGAUCCUGACAAGAUGAUUCGUACUGAUGGUACCAAGGUCACCGCCCCUCGACACCCCUCUUGGAAGACCGAGUUUUACGGACUUUGGAUUGCUUUAAGAACUGACCCCAUGAUCGUCUUCCUAUUCCCCAUGUUUUUUGCGAGCAACUGGUUCUACACCUGGCAGUUCAAUGACUAUAACGCCGCUCUUUUCAACAUUCGUGCACGAUCUUUGAAUAAUUUUGUAUAUUGGCUGUCGCAAAUUGUAGGAUCUGUCAGCAUUGGCCUUCUCCUCGACCAACAUGGAUUAAGCAGGCGUGUGCGCGCUUUUUCGGGCUGGUCUGUCUUGAUGAUGAUGGUUUUCGUCGUUCAUAUCUGGGCAUAUUUUUAUCAAAAGGAUUAUACGCGAGAUAGUUUACCCGUAGGUUCACCGAAGAUGGAUAUCUAUGAUCACGGAUACACCGGAAAAGUAUGGCUGUAUAUUUUUUGUGGGAUGCUGGAUGCUAUGUGGCAGACUACUGCUUACUGGGUGAUGGGUGCCAUGUCAAAUGAUCCAUCUAAACUCGCUCAUUUCGCUGGCUUUUACAAGUCAAUCCAGUCUGCCGGUGCUGCAGGCGUUUGGCGAGCAGAUGCUGUCAUGCUUCCAUAUAUGAAUAUCUUUGUGUCUACUUGGGUCCUUCUCGUAGCCGGUCUUCUCUUCGCUCUACCCAUGAUCCACAUGCGUGUCAAGGAUCACACCAAUAUUGAAGACGAGGUUUUGAUUCGUAUGGAUGACUCCGGGUGUAUUCAGGAGGUAAUCGAAAUCCAGGCCGGACAGGACCACUAAGCUGGAAACCGCUUCACUUUGGUUCUGCCCCAUGAAGUAUUCUCUUUACAAUAAAAUGCUUAGUUCGCUGUAAUUCACUCCAUAUAACGAGUUCACGCAUCACGAGUAUUGGCGUGUCAACUGUUUACGAUUGGUAUCUUGUUGACGGUUCUGAUUGAUUAAUUAUUUUUCGAGUUUGCUACUGAUAAUUCUUCAUACAAUUGC